Anopheles nili is the source of this 439-nucleotide messenger RNA. RefSeq names its product NEDD8 (gene Nedd8). Gene Ontology annotation, molecular function: ubiquitin protein ligase binding; protein tag activity. Gene Ontology annotation, biological process: protein neddylation; modification-dependent protein catabolic process; regulation of proteolysis. The coding region runs from base 91 to 327 and encodes 78 amino acids. Gene Ontology annotation, cellular component: cytoplasm; nucleus. NCBI's taxonomy places the organism in Eukaryota, Metazoa, Arthropoda, Insecta, Diptera, Culicidae. The transcript has 3 exons. The record is from RefSeq and is a predicted model, not a curated record.
GAAAAACAUAAGAUACGAAGGAAAGGCAGAGUGAGUAGUUAUAAAAGUUUUGUUUUCGAGUUCACGAUUGCACUUUAAAAAUUCACCAACAUGUUGAUUAAAGUAAAGACUCUGACCGGAAAAGAAAUCGAAAUCGACAUUGAACCUACAGACAAGGUAGAUCGAAUUAAAGAGCGGGUCGAAGAGAAAGAAGGUAUUCCACCACAGCAGCAGCGGUUGAUUUUCUCCGGUAAACAGAUGAACGACGACAAAACUGCACAGGACUAUAAAGUGCAAGGAGGUUCCGUAUUGCAUUUGGUCCUUGCGUUACGUGGUGGGGGAAAUUAGCUGCAAAGAUAUGCGGCAUCUUACGGAGCGACACUAGGCCCUUCUCUAUUCGGUUUAUUAUAAAUUAUAGAUUUGAUUUUAUGCCAGAAAAUAAAUAUUCGAGAUAAUCAAU